UGGCGGUCCCGCCUUGCUGCCGGGUUCACUUGGUUGUGACUUGCAAUCCGAGGCCCGGUGAGCCGGGGCUUCGCCAUGGCGCUCUGGAACCGGCCCCCUCCUUCCAUAUGCCUCCUUCUCUCGCUGAUAUUUGCCGCUUUGUGUCGAGCUGGCGAGGUCAAGUACGGCUGCGAUGCCGAUCCCCGGCUUCAAUGUCGGCAUGAAUGGGCUGACUGGGAACAGGUAUGCCCCGGCGUUGUACAGCGGCGACUUUGGGAACUGUCUGGCCGGUCAGAGUCCGUUUACCAUUACCGAACUCGACAUUCUCUACGAUGCUGGUAACAAGACGCUUGUCUUCCACGUCAAUGGCACUAGUGCCUUCGAGGACGAGCCUCUUUUGGUGCAUUUAUCCAUUGACGCAUACGGCAGCCGCCGUUUCGACGCAACUGUUGAUCCAUGCAGCUCUAACAUCACCAGUCUCUGCCCCCCAAAAUUGAGCGUUCCUAUCACAGCGCGCGGCGUGCUUCCAGUCGGCGACGACCUGUCAGUUGACGAGCUGCCGAACGCUGUCUUCCAGGCUGCGGACUUUGAGGGCUCUGCGAGGCUGCAGAUCUAUGCCAGAACUUCCGGGACCGAACUUGGAUGCUUCCAAGCCGCCCUGACCAACGGCAAGACCCUCUCACACCCCGUGAUCAUUGCACCCAUCCUUGGUGCCUUCACGCUGAUAGCCAUCGCCGCCUCCUUCAUCACUGCCGCGUAUGGCGUCAGUAUCCCGCACAUGAGAAUGCACCAUGCUCACUCCCUCCCUGUCUUCGUGGUCUUCGAAACCUUCCAGGCUAUCUUCUUCUCGGGGGCGCUCGAGGUCAGUUGGCCUUCGGUGCUCACGGCUUGGUGGUCCAACUUUGCCUGGUCCGCGGGCCUCAUCUAUAGCCAUGCCAUGUUUCGGUCGAUCGACAUCUUCGCCGGCGUGACCAGCAAUGCCAGCCAAAUCGGUGACCUAAGCUCACUGGAGACGAACACUGGCAAUGGGUCCGGUUCCCGGCUCUUUGCCCCGUCUACUGUCCAAGAAACGUCACAGUCUGUCGGUCAGGGGACCUAUAACUCCAGCUUCUUGACCGACUACACAUGGUCCAGGGGCCCGGUGGCGCCAGGAAUGCCUCUUCCGGGCACCUGGUCUGGCUUUCCCUCGGUUUUGUCGGCCGUCGACAUCCCCAUCGUUGAUGCAUUCAUGGUUGGACUGGUCUGGCUUCUGAUAGCCAUCGGCCUCGUUGCCUUGACCGUCGGCAGCCUCAAGAUCUCACUCGACGGACUUGCACGCGCGGGGCGGAUGAAAGAAGACCGGCUGGCUUAUUUCCGCAGCCACUGGGCCGGCUAUCUUGGCCAUGCCAUGCUGCGGACCCUCGUCAUCGCCUUCUUCCCCGUCAUGACACUCGCGAUGCUACAGUUCACGAUUCGGGUAUCGGCUGGCGCCAUCGCCGUAGCUGCGGUUGUGUUUGUUGUCGUCCUCGUCGGGAUCCUGUCUCUAGUCGCCAGCGCCUGCCGAGCCCGCACUCGAGACGGGAAGACCGUCAUCGUUCCCGACCGAAUUGUGUUCUAUCGCGGGGCAAUCCGCCCGAGUUUCCGGCGUAUCGGGGUGGUCUGGGACAGCACGCUGCGAAAACACGCGUUAGAUGUUCGGCCAUUGCUCAGCGUACCCCUUUUCCGGAUCCGGCACGACAACACCGACCCAGACCGUCCGACAGUCCACAUGGAUAAACCGUUUAUCAAGAAGUUCGGCUCGUUCUCGGCAAGAUACCGCCGCACACGUUGGUGGUAUCUAGCGUACCAUGUGGGAUAUCUAUUCUGCCGUGCGGCCUUCCUGGGGGCUGGCUGGCAGAGCCCUCGCGCGCAGGUCUCCGGCGUUCUGGUCACCGACGUGGUAAACUUCGGCAUCGGCAUCAUCCUGAAUCCUUUCGAGGGAGCCCGCAAUACGGCCAUGGCCGUCUGGAUGCUCGGGGUCUGCAAGAUCAUCACAACGGCCCUGUCCAUUGCCUUCCUCCCCGAGUUGGAUCUUGCGCGGUCCACAGCCGCCACCCUCGGACUAGUCAUCAUCGCUGUCCAAGGUCUGACGGUGGCUGCACUGCUGGUCCUGAUCGUCCUCAGCGCCGUCUCAUCAUGCAUGUCUCUGACACGCAACCGCGAGGAGAUCCACCCAGACUGGCUCGAGCCUGCUCGGGUCCGCUACUUCGAAAAGAUGGAGAAAAGAGCGCGAGACGCACGCUUUGAAGAGGAGACGCCUGAACCUGCCCCUCCGACGCCGCGCUUUUCCGUGAUCUCGGUCCGACGCAAGCCUAAAAUCGAAGACGAGGACGAAGGCGACGAAGGCGACGAUGCGACCGGGACCGGCCAGCCUCCCGCCCGCGGCCGUGAUCGUCACAGUCGCACCAGCAGCGCCGGCCUGCGGCUGAGCACGGGAAGUCUGCCGCGGACGGCUCGGCCAUACCGCGCGUCGUGGUCGUCGAGGGACUUCGGCGACCCAUCGCUCAGUCGGCCGAGCAGCGUCGUCGCACAACGGCUCAGCGGCGCCACUUGCGUGGUCGUCACAGACUGCGACGCGUCGAACAAUUCGUCGGUGGCGUUGGUCCGGCCACAGAGCAGUCUGUGGAGCUUGAACACGCCGUCAGCCAGCAGAGCCUCGAGUCCCAGUCCGGUGAGACUGUCGCGCGAGACCGUGAUGACGACUGCCGAUGGACGGAGACCUCCGACGGCGCUGCCAGAGGAUCCGGAACCGCAAGAUCAGAUCUAGAUUGGCCCCAUUUCACCUGUCGCAUCUAUCCUGUCAAAGCCAUUGUAAUUUUUAAUCCAAGCAUGUUCGUUCUGUUCUUACAAGCGUCCUCUUCGCUUCGCCAGUCAACCUACAAGAGGUAUCAGGGGGUAGUUUUAUCUCCGUUCCGGCUGUUCUCGGCCGAGUUGGUAAGACGUUGAACGGUUCCACACACAGUACCUGGAGUUAUUCCGUGCAAGCCU
Messenger RNA from Thermothielavioides terrestris NRRL 8126, 2985 nucleotides. RefSeq lists its product as uncharacterized. The record is from RefSeq and is a predicted model, not a curated record. Bases 173 to 2764 code for a protein of 863 amino acids. Lineage: Eukaryota; Fungi; Ascomycota; Sordariomycetes; Sordariales; Chaetomiaceae. The transcript has 4 exons. Gene Ontology annotation, biological process: transmembrane transport; fungal-type cell wall biogenesis.